Molecule: messenger RNA, 4623 nt
Organism: Acipenser ruthenus (sterlet)
Lineage: Eukaryota; Metazoa; Chordata; Actinopteri; Acipenseriformes; Acipenseridae
Product: vacuolar protein sorting-associated protein 37B-like
Exons: 4
Coding region: 303-1163 (286 amino acids)
Biological process (GO): protein targeting to vacuole; ubiquitin-dependent protein catabolic process via the multivesicular body sorting pathway; protein targeting to membrane
Cellular component (GO): ESCRT I complex
Source: RefSeq, a predicted model, not a curated record
UGCCUAGUAAUACAUAUAAAGUUGUAAAUUAAAGUCUGCUUAUGUAAAAGUUUAUAUUUUAUAUAAACAACAAACGUACAAAGAAAUAAAUAAAAAAUUAAAAAAUGCACAGAAAAUCCAGCUAAACAAAUGACAUCAUCGAACUGUGAAAGGAAUCCUUUUUUUGUAUGACGUCGGGCCGCUCCUUCCUCCUGAUUUGACACUUCGGGGACAAGCAGCACUUCCGGUUUGGAGCAGUCAGUUUCGGUGAGACGCUCGAACCUCAAACGGGGAUUAAAUAAUAUAACACCGCGGCUGCAGAGAUGUCGGUGAACGGUAACAAAUUCAGCUCUUUGACCCUAGUGCAGUUAAACGAGCUGCUGGACGACGAUGAAAAACUGAGUAACAUGAUCCAGGAGAUGGACGAGGUGCAGAAUGUGAAGCUGACGAAAGAAAUGACCCUAGCAAGUAAUCGCAGCUUAGCAGAACAAAACCUCCUACAUCAGCCCAAACUAGACUGUCUGAAAGUGCAGGUAACAAAGAAAUACUGUCAACUGCAGGAGCUGUUUGAGAAGUAUCAGAUGAGGAAAACGACACUAGAUCACCAGUCCAGCAGGGGCUCCAUCGACACACUCCUGGCUCUCCUGCAAGCAGAAGGAGCGAAAAUUGAAGAAGAAACAGAGAACAUGGCUGAAACGUUUCUCGAAGGGGAAUCGUCUUUGGACUCGUUCAUUGAUGAGUAUCAGAGCAAGCGGAAACUGGCUCACCUGCGGCGGGUGAAAAUCGACAAGCUCCGGGAGAUGGUGCUGAAGGGACACCGGCUGCCCCAGGCUCCAGCGCAGGCUCCCCUGGCUACAGAAGCAACCCCAGCCCCCCAGGCGCCCCCUUCAUUCUCCUCCGACAGCAACGUUCCUCCUGUCCCCAUGCCAAGACGGGCUCCGCCUGCACCUCCAGCCAUGGGCACCACCCAGCCCACUCCUUUCAGUGCUGCAAUGCAAUCAGGGCCAGCUCCUCUGCCAUACCCAGCCACUCCGUACCCUCCUAUACCUCCUCGAGUUGGCAACCCACUCCCAAACCAGCCUAUGGCAGGCUACCCCAACCUGUUUCUGCAUCAGUACCCACCAGCACUCCCCCAAAGACCCCCACCUCGCCUCGCCCCGCAGCCCGGCUUUAUCAUGCAGUGAACAGGUACUGUAGUUAAGUGCAAAUGUCUGGAUGGUCGAAACACAUGUAAAAUACAUACAUAUGCAUUGGAAAGCUGUUUGAUAGGAUUCACAUACUGUAUGCUUGUAAAUGCCUGGAUAUUUGGUAAAAGAAACAUAACAAAAACCCACUUCAGUUUUAUAUAAUUAGUUAAGGUAUGUUUUGGUUGUAUUUAUCGCUUUUGUAGAGAAUUCAAACUGCUCUGUGAGUCCUGAUUCACUCCAGGCUGUUUAGUCAUACAGAUAGUUUUAUAUAUAUUUUUCCCAUUAUUGGAAACAUAGCUGUGGUAGCGCAUUUUAAAUACAUUACAAGUUUAAGUUUUCCCUAUUUUAAGUCUUUUUUUUCAUAUAAUAGUAAUCUUAAUUUUAUCCUGUUUACAACAUUUUAGAAUUGUUAUUUACAUUUCAUGAGUGAUCACAAAAUAGGACACGCUGUACAAUAACCCUGGAUAUUCCUGAUUGAACAGCACUGUACUCUGGGGUACACUUUAGAGAGUAGGCUAAGAAUCCGUCUAGAAAGUUCAACAAUAACGUGCGUUGAAGGGAUUUACAAUACACUGUGCUAUAACACCUGUGCUGAAGUUCAAACUGCAGCUAAAGUGAACCCAAACAUUUUGAAUAAUCAGGUUAAAAGCGUAAACCGGCUACCAAAGAUGUUUUUGUGAUCUUUCUUUCUUUCUUUUUUUUUUUAGGUUGCUGGUGUUUUUUUUUUUUUAUUUUGUAUUAUUGAGUAUUUAAAAAAACAAAACAAAACAAAAAAAACUGAGAAACUGGAUUAUUUCAGGAUUUGCUUGGUAGAUUUUUUUUAGAAUGAAUGUGAUAAAUCCUUAAUAAAUCCUUCACUGCAUAUAUUUGACAGAAGUUGCUAUUAUGCCUCCCCUCCCCUCCCACGAUAUGCACGAAGGCUCCACAUCAGACCAGUUUUUAUAACUACUCUUUGUUGCACCUUUUUAUACACAUACAGAUAUAAAGUCAUUUGCAUUUAAGCUGGUGGUCAAAAAUGUUCAGGGAAUAUCAGUUUAAAGAAGCAUUAACCUGUAUAAAUGUUUCUGGAACUUGCACAUUUAAAACCAUAUAUGCACGUGACUUUAACGCGCCUUAGUAGCACUGCUUGUGAUGGGUGGACUACAACCGAAAACUGGCUGGCAUCAGUAGGCACCUCAUUGGGCACUGUUACCUUUCGUUCUAGUCUUCCUAAGAGACUGUGUUUUGUAAUACAGUAUAGCAGGGUGUAGUAGGAAUGGGAUGUGGAAAUGCAGGAGAUGUAUUACCAUUACUAGUUCAAAGGAGAAGCCAUUUAUUUUCAGAAUCUGUCUGCCCUGUUUUUGGUUUCUGAAACACAAAACAUAAAAAAAAAAGCAAUCGGUACUCAUUUAUCAGUAAUAGACAUGUGAGCUGUUUGCCUAUUUUAGUUGCAUAUAGUAAUGUUGUAAUGCAUUAGUUAGUUCAGUGGUCAGUGGUACACUAUCUCAGGAAAGAUUUUAGACCAAAUAGAACAUGCCACCUGCUUUGGUUUUGUCAAAGGAAAGGAAAACCCUUUUUUUGUGACCCAAGUCUGAGAAAUCAUCUGCUAUCCUUUUGGUUUUUACUAAUUAUUUAAAAACUUGGGGAUUAAGAGAAUAAAGAAAAGCACAGCAUCAUAGCUUUUAAUUUUGGUGGUUGAUAAAACGCCAUUGGAAGUGUCCUGUUGCCCUUGAACACUUUGCCAUGAUGUUGCUUCAGGUUUUGUUUCCUGAACUCCAGUGUUCAUGUGCACACCCCAUCAGCCAGCCCCAUCAUUUCCUUUUGAAGAUCAGCGAGGCAGAGCGGGCUAUUUACUGUAACACUUGCAGAGUUACCAUCCUAACUGUGGCAGUGAAUUGAAAGGUCUUUGCAGAGUGUAAAUAGCCUUGUGUUGCACCCUUUUUUUUAUCUAACACGGUAAUGUAACUGAAUAUCUGAUGUAAGUGUUGCUUUCAGAAUUCAGUGAGAGGUAUCGGAUACAAGUGCCACAAUAUAAACCAUCAAGUGGUUUGCUAUUCUGCUCUCUCUCUACUGUUAAAGCCAUCCUUUAUGCUCCUAGCCUGGUCACUUGUGUGUUAGAAACUGGUUUAAAUAUACACUACAGUACGAUGGUCUAAUGUAUAGCGCUGUUUCCAAUUUAGGACUUUUGUACCAGCCUACAUAUCAACUGCAUAUCUGAUUUAAAAAUAUAUAUAUAUAUAUAUAUAUAUAUAUAUAUAUAUAUAUAUAUAUAUAUAUAUAUAUAUAUAUAUAUAUAUAUAAAUAAAAAAAAGGAAAUAUGUAGAUUCUCUGUAAAAACUGCAAAAAUGUGAGUUUGUACUCCUACUUUGUCAAACUGUCAAUAUAUAUGUGUGUGUGUGUGUAUAUAUAGUCUGGUUUUUGAAAUUAUAUUUAAGUUUUAAUCUAGCUACUCCUUUCCUAACAAUUUUCAUUAUUAAAAUAAAAAUAGCUGUGAUGAAAAAAAUACAUAUAUGCUAUACAUUUUGUUCAUUGAGGUGCUGAGGUUUUUUCCUGAACUAAAUUGCCAUAGUAAAACUUAAGGACUAAUUUGCUGUAUACCCAUUCAACAGCACUUUGUGCCUAAACAAAGAAGUUAAGUAACCAGAAAAUUGGUCAAAGUGUGUACUUUCAGGGUGUACAAGCUCCACCUAGCCUUUUGUAGUUCCUGAUGGUGUUUUUUUUUUUUUUUUUUUUUUUUAUAUAUAAAGUGUUGCUUGUGUGUGUUUUUUUUUAUUGAUAAAUUCAGUGGCUCUGCUGCUAAGCCAAGCUUGGAAAGCCCUGUUUACCUUCAGAAUUGAGCGUGUAUUAACAUAACUGAUUUGCAUCACCAUCGUUUGCAUGCUGCAGUGAGUGAGCAUGCAGAUACCUGAAAUCUAGUUUCAUGCAGGUGUGGGAAGCCAGCUUCACCCGAAACCUUGAUUCUGAACUUCUUAUACAAUAUGAAACCUACCUUAUGUCAGCAAUAGUGCUAAGAAGCAUGGUAUCGCCUUUUUUUUUUAGCAUGCAUGUGGUGUAGAUGGAAACGUAGCUUUUGAUACACAUGCAGCUGCCCAUCCUGUCCAGCCUAGCAUGUAGCAUUUAAUCCAGAUACGUCUCGGGUCAAACUAGAAAGCACUCGCCUUGCCAGUUUAAAGUGGUUGCCAAACCACCUUUGUAAAAUAAACUGGUACUAUUGAGAGAGAUUGUAUCUUCAUCCUUUUAUUUGAAUCUUGUUCAACAGUAGGUGGAUCUUGAACUCCCUGUGAUAUGUGAGCCUCAGUAAGCACUAUACUCUCAGAAAUUGCUGUUUUUAUAAUGUAAAAAGUAGCUCCUUGUACACUCCUAAUGUAAAAUAAAAUGUAUUGUAAUAAUACUGUUCUGUAUGACUAAUGAAGGUUGUAGUGGUGGACUGCAUAAGUUACCACUGACUAUUUUAAGUCUAAUAAAUCAAAUGUUUGUA